Molecule: messenger RNA, 3199 nt
Organism: Leptinotarsa decemlineata (Colorado potato beetle)
Lineage: Eukaryota; Metazoa; Arthropoda; Insecta; Coleoptera; Chrysomelidae
Cellular component (GO): eukaryotic translation initiation factor 4F complex
Molecular function (GO): translation initiation factor activity; mRNA binding; protein binding
Source: RefSeq, a predicted model, not a curated record
AUCAUUAUUAUAUGUGAGAAUAUAAAAAGUGUUGGUGUUGAGAAAUAUAAGUGAAAGUUGAAUGUUAAACAUUAUGGCAGAAGUUAACAACUUGCCGCCAAUUGGAUUAUAUUUUGAUUACAAAGUGACAGAUUUUCGUGUUUUUAAAGAACGGCUGGAAAACUAUUUUUUGUACUUUGAUGUCAAUGAUCAAAUAAAGAAAAAAGCAUUGUUAAUAACAUUAUUGUCGGAAGAAACCUACAAAUUAUUGGAGAGUUUACUGCUUCCCGACAAAUUGUCUAACACUGUCUAUGAUGAUGUGAUUAAAAUUCUGGAAUAUUAUUUUGCUUCUUCUAGAUCAAUUUUUGCUGCACGGCAAAGGUUCUAUACAGCUUCAAGAAACGAUAAGGAAAAUGCAAGAGCCUGGUCCGCCCGACUUCGAAGUUUGGAGGCUGACUGCAAUUUUGGGGGAGAGGUUAGGGUACUCAUCAGAGAUAUAUUUGUUACGGGCUAUGGAAGAGGACCUGUACAAGCACGUUUGUAUAAGGAAGACCCAACCAGUGACAAGGUUACACUGAAUGCAUUGGUGAAUUUGGCCACAGAAGUGGAGAAUACAUUAUGCGAAGGAGGACGAAACUUGAAUGCCAACUGGCAAACUGAAAUAGAGUCUCAUCAUUUGAAUAGAGGAUCUGCCGAAAAUCCUGUGUUUACACCUCCCGGGCCAUAUGUUCUGUCACAGAGGUCUACCCAAAGGGGUGAUCAGGGCCCCAGUCUGAAGGGUAUCAUUGCGACGCCGUCUCCGAAUAACGCCUCAACACCGCUGAAUGCGGACGCAAAAGUACAGCCCACUCAACAGCAUUUGAGUUACAAUGUUGCUCAGAACACGACUCCGUACGUCACUGGCUUCCCUGCGCAACCUCAGAGUUAUGUUCAGACAGUACCGAGUCAAUUCUACAAUCCACAUUUGGCUGCAGUUUCCAACCAUUAUAGCAGGAUGCCGAUCCAAACUCAUCCUGUUGAAAAUAGGGAACAAUUUAUCUCUUUGGCAGCUUCUAAUCAAAAAGAGCACCAGCCACAAACAACCGUCGAUAAUAACAAAGUGAGUGGAACCACCACAGGCCAGCCUCUGAGCAACAAUAUUAGUGUCGACUCCGUGCUGUCACCUCCUAAGUUACUGACGCCAGCGGCGGUCGGCCACAAGAACAACGUCGGCGAAAAAACAGACACUGGAAUCAGGAACGUCUACAAGGUCAAGGACACCGGUAACAAGAUUGCCGUCGACGCCAAUAACGACCAUAGUUUCAAGAAGGGCAUAUAUGAUAAGUACAAUGCCGGCAUCAAUAGCACCAGGAACGAUGCUGUCACCAAAAACGACACCAUCGUCAUUGGACAUGCCGGCACGGAAAGCGCCGUAGGUAAAGAGAGCAAUACUAGUGUCACGGACGAGAUCGGCGUUAAGAAGAACGCCAGCCUCAAGGACGAGAUGGAUUCCAGCCUCAAGAACGAUGCCAUUGUUAAGAACAAAGCUGUAGCCGAAAUCGACGCCAGCAGCAAAAAUGACGGGUUCGAGAACGACUCUGACACCAAGGACACCGGUAACAAGAUUGCCCUCGGAGCUAAUAACGACAAUAGUUUCAAGAAGGGCAUACACGCCAAGAACGGUGCCGGCACCCAGAACGAUGUCAGCAUCAAUAACGACAUUAGACUCAAAAACGGUAUCGGCGCCAUGUACGAUGCCGGCACCAAAACCGACGCCGGUACCAAAAGUACCAAAACCGACGCCGGUACCAAAAAUAACGACGGCGUCGAGAACGACUCUAGCGCCAAGGACCCCGGUAACAAGAACGCAGCCGGCAAUGCCGACACCAAAACCGAUGCUGGUACAAAAACCGACGCCAGUACCAAAAUAAACGACUCUAACGCCAAGGACACCGGUAACAAGAUCGCCGUCGGUGCCAAUAACGACAAUAGUUUCAAGAACGGCAUCAGCACCAAGAACUAUGCCGGUACCAAAAACGAUGCCGUUGGCAAAAACGAUGUCGGUACCAAGAACGACGCCGGCACCAAAAAGAACGACAGCGUCCAAAGCGGCUCUGGUGCCAAGGAUACCGGUAACAAGAUUGCGUUCGGAGCUAAUAACGACAAUUGUUUCAAGAAGGGCAUAAACGCCAAGUACGGUUCCGGCAGCCAGAACGACGUCGGCGUAAAUAGUGACACUAGAUUCAAGAACGACGUCUACGUCAAGAACGCUACCAUCGUCAAGGGGUAUGACGGCACGAAAAGCGCCAUAGGUACCGAGAGCGACACCAGUGUCAAAGACAAAAUCGGCGUUAAAAAGGACGCCAACCUCAAGGACGUGAUCGCCGUCAAGAAGGAUUCCAGUCUCAAGGGCGAUAUCGGCGCCAAGUACACCAGCCUCAAGUCAGAUGUCAGCGACAAGAACGACGCUGUGGUUGAAAACGACGCCGGAAUCGAGAAUGACUUUUCAAAUCUCAACGCUUUGUUACCUUAUAGGAGAGGUCAGUGGUCACCAACCAACCCGAAUGGUUUGAAAGUUUACAAGCGAGACUUUCUUUUGGCUCUGAAAGACGUUCCGGCGAGUCGGAAAGUUCCGGAAAAUAUUCCCGACGUUAUUUUAGCUGACGGAUGUGACGAUAAGGAGACUCAGAGGCUAUACAGGACGGUACGAUGGAUGAUAUUCAAACUGACGCCCCAGGAAAUGGAGAAUAACAUGAUAUCAAAUGUGAAAAAGAUAGACACAUGGCAGAAACUUCAGGGCGUCAUCGAUGUGUGCGUUGACAUGGCAACCAACAACCGCGACAAUGCACUCCAUUUCGCAAACCUAUGCAAACAGCUGGUCUUGCAGGUUCCAUCGGAAAAUAGUCAACCACAUCGGCCGAUCUACACUGAUUUUACAAAAGAACUAAUUAUUAAAUGCCACAUGGAAUUCGAAAAACACUCUGUCAAUGAAUCUAGAAGAAACUUCAUCCUGAAACAGAUUCAGGAAAGCAAUGAUCCUGAAGAAUUGAAGUGUCUGCAGUUCGAAUUGGAAAGGCACAAAAAAUUGAGGACACGGGCCAUGGAAAUUAUGAGUUUCAUGGGUGAACUGUACAGUCAAGAAAUGUUGACUGACGAAACCAUGAUAAGAUGCUUUUCGAUCCUGCUCGACAAACAUGCACAUGUGCGAAUAUCUCUGGCGUCGGGAAGUCCGUCACAAUAA